This is a messenger RNA of Lolium rigidum, 1505 nucleotides long. RefSeq names its product kelch repeat-containing protein At3g27220-like. The record is from RefSeq and is a predicted model, not a curated record. Gene Ontology annotation, molecular function: protein binding. The coding region runs from base 1 to 1251 and encodes 416 amino acids. Lineage: Eukaryota; Viridiplantae; Streptophyta; Magnoliopsida; Poales; Poaceae. The transcript has 7 exons.
AUGGUGAGGCCGGCGGCCAAGGUGCUGCCGCCGAAGCACCUGGCGGCGCUCGCCGUCGUCGCCGUCCUCGGACUGGUCCUCGUCGCCGACUUCCUCUGGGCCUCCUCCAGUUCCGCCUCCUUCUCCAUCUGGUCCACAAGGCUCGAUAUCUCCUCUCGCCCCACGGCGUCGCCGCCGCCCUCGGCGACGAAGAAAACGAAAGACAAUACAUCUACAGGCUCCAUGGACAUAAGUGCCACUUUUGCGGAUUUAGCAGCACCAGAAUUGCAAUGGGAGCAGAUGGCGGAAGCACCUGUACCACGUUUGGAUGGUGCUGCUAUACAGAUUAAGAAUCUCUUAUUUGUGUUUGCUGGAUAUGGCACCAUCAACUAUGUGCAUUCUCAUGUCGAUAUUUACAAUUUCUCGGAUAAUACAUGGGGAGGAAAGUUUGAUAUGCCAAAGGAAAUGGCACAUUCACAUCUCGGGAUGGUUACAGAUGGAAGGUUUAUCUAUGUUGUAACUGGACAGUACGGGCCACAGUGUAGGGGACCUACAGCUCGAAAUUUUGUGCUGGACACUGAGACAAAAGAAUGGCAUGAUUUACCUCCAUUGCCAGUUCCUAGGUAUGCUCCAGCCACACAACUUUGGAGAGGGAGGCUUCAUGUGAUGGGUGGCAGUAAGGAGGACAGACAUGAACCUGGACUUGAACAUUGGAGCCUCGCAGUGAAGGAUGGGAAAGCAUUAGAGCAAGAGUGGAGGAGUGAGAUACCAGUCCCACGUGGCGGUCCACAUAGGGCCUGUGUUGUUGCUAAUGAUAAGCUGCUUAUUAUUGGUGGUCAAGAAGGAGAUUUUAUGGCCAAGCCUGGAUCACCUAUAUUUAAAUGUGUUAGAAGAAGUGAGAUAGUGUACAGUGAUGUAUACAUGCUUGAUGACGGAAUGAAGUGGAAAGAACUUCCACCUAUGCCAAAGCCAGAUUCACAUAUAGAGUUUGCUUGGACGAAUGUCAACAAUUCUUUAAUUAUUGCUGGUGGGACCACAGAAAAGCACCCAAUAAAUAAAAAGAUGACCUUGGUUGGUGAAGUAUUUCGGUUCAAUUUGGAAACACUGGAAUGGAGUGUGAUCGGGCGGUUACCUUUCCGAAUCAAGACCACUUUGGUAGGAUACUGGGAUGGCUGGCUGUACUUCACUUCUGGGCAACGAGACAAAGGCCCAAGCAACCCAUCUCCUAAAAAGGUUGUCGGUUGUAUGUGGAGAACUAAGUUGCAGUUGUGAUUUUCUAACGGAGAACAGAUAAGAGUUGGGCAUUCUUUAUGUAUUCUUUUGGCACAUAACCGUUUCAUUCCCCUUUGGUGGGCGAGUCGUUUAUCGUCAUACGAAUUGGCUUGAUUUAGCAUGCACCAUCGCAUUAUGUGACGGGUCUGUUGUAGUAUGUUUUUUGUAGUUAUACCAUAGAGCAGCUCACUUUUAACGACUUUGUACAGGGGAUCGAUUAUUCUAUGCAGCUGUCCUAAUCUUGCAGAGUAACA